AUGUUCUGUGUGGGAGAAAACAGAAUGUCAUUGCAUAUAGAUGGUAAUGAGAAGAAAACGAUGGCUAGCAAAGUGGCACCAGCUCCAGAUACAUCGUCGCCGUUUUUAGACAUAAUGAAAACUUAUGUUCAGUCCAAAAUUUGCUAUCAUCCAAGUGCAUUAAUGAAUGCAAAUGUGACUAAUGUAAACACCAAAGCUGCUGCCUAUCAAAUUGAUCUAUGGACGUUAAUUGAUCGUCGCACGAUAGAACAACAAGGACGACCAUAUAAUGGUGAAAACACGCCUCAAGAACAACUUCGUGAUCCGUGGAGCUAUGACUUUGGACGACCGGCAAUAGUCUUAGAAAACAGACAAAAGUCAGUGCAUGACCUGAUGCAAACAAGUUGGAAAGCCGUUUGUUCUAAGUGUAACGGUCAUGGUAUGCAUAACUGUGCGUUCUGUCAUGGCAGAGGUCGCAGAGCUUGUACUCAUUGUCGCACCACUGGCAACUCAACGCAGCACGCACACCAAUGCACAUCCUGUCAUGGUACCCAUACUGUGAAAUGUUCAAACUGUAGAGGCCAUGGUAAAGUGAGCUGUGCUCGUUGUAAUAGACGCGGCGUACUCUUACAUUGGCAUCGAUUGACAAUCGAAUGGUACACUCUUCAUUCAGUAUCUUAUCAGUCGAAUACUCCAUUGCCAGUGAAAAAAAUCAAACAAGCUCCAGGAAAACAAAACUAUCUUUCAUUCGAACAAGGCUGGUCUCAAACUGCUCAAUUCGAUCAAUAUUUUCAAAGUAAUAAAUUUCAUUUUUAUCACUAUGGUGUAGGAAAAGAAAACGAACCGUUGGUUUAUGAAAACGACUAUCCAUUGAAUACCUGUGGCUGCUGUGGUGUUGGAUGUGCACAUUAUUCAAAAUGCUGUACGGUUAUGUGA
This is a messenger RNA of Adineta ricciae, 915 nucleotides long. NCBI's taxonomy places the organism in Eukaryota, Metazoa, Rotifera, Eurotatoria, Adinetida, Adinetidae. The record is from the annotation of a GenBank genome assembly.